UGGAAUCCUCCUGGCGCUGGUGCAGUUUAAGGUUAAUCAUCAGCGCCCGGGUGGCGAUCGGCGGCCGGGCUGGGCUGCUCGUACGGAGCCUCCACGCCAGGCAGGAUCUCCGCCAUGGAGCGCCACCAGUAAGAGCCCAGCGAUGGCCAAGAGGCCAGUGGGGGGCCCCGGCGCCCCCCACCACGGGGAGGAUUUCUCUUUCGUCAGCCCCCUGGUCAAAUACCUGCUUUUCUUCUUCAACAUGAUUUUCUGGAUGAUUUCCAUGGUGAUGGUGGCCGUGGGGGUCUACGCCCGGCUGAUGAAGCACGCAGAGGCGGCCAUGGCAUGCCUGGCCCUGGACCCUGCCAUUCUGCUCAUCGUGGUGGGGGUCCUGAUGUUCUCCAUCACCUUCUGCGGCUGCAUCGGCUCCCUGCGUGAGAAUAUCUGCUUGCUGCAAAUGUUCUCCGUCUGCCUGACGCUCAUCUUCUUGCUGCAGCUGGCCGCCGGUGUCCUGGGCUUCGUCUUCUCCGAUAAGGCACGUGGGAAGGUGAGUGAGAUUGUCAACAAUGCCAUUGUGCACUACCGGGAUGACCUCGACCUCCAGAACCUCAUUGACUUUGGCCAAAAGGAGUUCAGCUGCUGUGGGGGCAUCUCCUAUAAAGACUGGUCCCAAAACAUGUACUUCAACUGCACGGCUCACAACCCCAGCCGCGAACGCUGCUCUGUGCCUUAUUCCUGUUGCCUGCAGACUGACGCCCAGUCUGUCAUCAACACAAUGUGUGGCCAAGGAAUGCAGGCCCUCAACUACCUGGAGGCCAGCGAGUUUAUCUACACCAAUGGCUGCAUCGACAAGCUGGUGAACUGGAUCCACAGCAACCUCUUCUUGCUGGGCGGGGUGGCGCUUGGCUUGGCCAUUCCCCAGCUGGUGGGAAUCCUGCUCUCCCAAGUUCUCGUCAAUCAAAUCAGAGACCAGAUAAAGCUCCAGCUCUAUAACCAGCAGCACCGAGCAGAUCCCUGGUACUAAAGCGCUGACAUCUAGCCGGGGACCCCUCCGUUGGGGCACAGACGACUUUCCAGUCCUGCACAGAGUUGCGGGGAGAAGCCCCUCGUUGCUCCAGAAGAGCAGGACCGACCACCUCCCAGUGGAGCCUGCAGGAUGUUUCUCCUUGCCCUACCCCCAGAGCUGAGAGGGGUGUGGGUUUGGGGUGUUUUUUGUAAAAUAUCGUACGCUGCAGGGAAUGCUGGCGCUGCUUGAAGCUGGGCUGCCACUCACACCGACUGUCUGUGGAGAGAACCUUCUGAUUUCAGAGGCUGUGCCUGUUAGGGACUCUAAGGUCUGAGUGUCUGGCUUUGCACUCUGGACAGGAGCUGGCGGUGCUUCUUGCCUGGCUGCUGCUUUAUUGGGCUGCAAAGAUGGGGCGGGGGGGUUGCAGCCCUCAGACCACUGCUUCGGCCAGGGACCCCUCUGCAUCCCGGGCUGUGAUGCUGGGGAAUGGAGCCCUCUGAACUCUGGAUCCAUCCCAGUUCUCGCUGUUCUGACUCUGCCCCAUUUCAGGAAUUUGUUGUGCGUUUCCUUUCCCUUCCAGAGGGCCAACCUGGCCGGUGGGAAGAGCAGGGGAAAGGCAGGACUGGGGCUGCUGGCCGCUCAUGGGAAACCUUCCAGGGUGCAGGUUGUUCCUUGUGAUGAUCCAGCCUCCAGGCGCUUGUGACUGGCAGAACUCUUGGCCUGGCCCUAGAGCAAACAUCGGGGGGGGGGCUGCCUGUGCCCAAAGCCAAGCCUGAUCUUGGCGUAUGGAGGCCCGCACUGCCUCGCUCACCCCCAUAAGAGCAGGGCUGGCAGGACCUUGAAAGCCUUGCUGGAUUUUCCUGGCGUUGCCCCAGGAGAGACAGGGGAGCUAAAAAGUAGGGGCCCUGCCCAAAAUGGCCUCCUAUCCCACAGCUGAGCCACAGGAGUGAGGAGGUACCUUUUUAAGGGAAGGGGAAAGUCUCCGGGGGGGGGGGGGAAUGGUAGCAGUACUUGUGUGGGCUUCCUGCCUGAGAGGGGACCCUUCAGCACCCUAAAGGUAGUCCUCACCCGUCCCCUGGACACCCAAAACUAGAGCUGGCUCUACCCUUAGGUGGAGGUAAGGUGACCCUCCAAAGAUGGCAUUUUGUCAAUUAUUUGUUCCUUAUAUACUGUAUUCACCGGAAUAGAAAACAGCUCUGAAUUUAAGAAGACCCCCCCCCAUAUAAAUAUUCAUCAUAUUUGUAAUUUCUAACAAAGUGGGAAACUCCUCCCUACAAGAAAGGCUUGAGCAGUCCUCGGCCUUCAGGACCUUGUCACUAGGGCAGGACCCAAUAAGGAAUGAUACUCAAUAACCAUAAUUGAAUGACAAGGAGACUUUAGAAGGAUCAACAGUCACUGCUUCCUUUCAAGUUCCUUCCCCAGGAACUACAGAAACCAUGCGGUCAGAUCCAAGCCCUUCGACCAGAAUAAAUUCCCUGAUGCAUUUAGCUAAACUGGUCCCUAUCCUUCCUACUGACUUCCAGGUAAGGCAGGGAUCCUCAAUGUUGGGCCCCCAGAUGUUACUGGACUUCAACUCCCAUAAUCCCCAACCAAAGGCCACUGGGGCUGGGGAUUAUGGGAGUUGAAGUCCAAGAACAUCUGGGGGCCCAGCGUUGAGGAUCCCUGAGGUAAGGGACUUCCAGUUGAUUCCCAGCCCAAGGCUGUUAGUCUCCCCUUUCCCUGCAGUAGCUGCUGAUCAGACCUCACUUAGAGGCCUCCAGGGAAGAACUGAACUCUAACACACCCUCCCCUAUUCCUCUAUAGGCUGUUGUCCAGUAAACCAGAUGUUGUCCCCAGAUGUUGUCCCCAGAUGUUGCCCAGUAGACCCUGCCCCUCGCUCUGGAUUGAGCCACAGGGCUUUGAUUAUUCCAGGCUUCUUCCUGGUAUGGAAAAAGCCCACCCUCCAAGCACUUACUCUUAUUGAGACCUAGUCCUCCCUCAAGCCUGACUAUCACUACAAACUUAGUCUUGGGUUUGGGUAAAUACGGUAUUGCUUGGGGACACUUCUUGAUUUUCUGCUCUGGUUACCUAUAAUAAGUUGGAUAGUUUCCUUCGCUAUCAAUGCCCGCAUCCCUAUGUGGGGAAAGGUGUCUGUUGUGGGUCGGGCACCUGACCAGUUGGAUGGCGUGGUUGGUACUUGGGGCUCUGAGGAAAAGCCAGGUCGCCUGGCUGGCCGGCCCCCAAUAAAACUGGGACUCUGGUUUCUGAGUGGUUGAGGGGGCGCCCCAGAGGUCUGAACUCCCUCCUUACAAAUACAACAAAUAUUUAUAUACCACUUUUCAACCAAAGUUCCCAAAGUGGUUAACAGAGAUAUAAAUGAAAUGGCUCCCUGUCCCCAAAAGGCUCACAAUCUAAAAAAGAAACAGCCACUGGAGGGAUGCUGUGCUGGGGGUGGAUGGGGCCAGUUGCUCUCCCCUUGCUAAAUAAAGAGAAUCACCACUUUUAAAAAGUGCCUCUUUGCCCAGUUAGCAUGGAAGCCCCGAGACCCUGGUGACUUGGGAUGGGGUGGCUUGUUCCCCUCUCCAUCCCUCCCUCCCCAGAAAUGGGGUAGGCACCAGGGCCUGAAGCUACAAUCUCCAGCAAAGGGUGAAGAGCAGCAGACCUGACUCUGAGCCACGUAGCCCUCGAAUGCGGGACAGCCUUGGCCCAGCAAGAGAUGGGUGAGAGGCCCCUGCUGGUUGAGGGAGCCCCCUUCUCCAAAGACCAUGUCGGAAGCUGGGAAGCAGAGGGAUCGCCUGACGCCCCACUGUGAUCCUCCCUUGGCCGGAUGGUCUCUCUCCUUGGGAAGGAACGUGGAGGUCCAGCUUGACUCUCAGCGACAACAGCUGGCUAUGGAAGGGGAGGGCUGGAAUCUCUGCAAAAUGUUUGAAGGUAAAUUUUUAAAAAGUAACCUGUGAACAGAAAAUGGCCAGUUUAUUUUUUACUGAUUUAUUUGUUAAAAUUGUUCAUUUUUUAAAAAAAUGAAUUGAUAUACCAUUCCAUAUAAAACCUCUGGCCAGUUUACAGUUAAAGGUAAAGGUAAAGUGUGCUGUCGAGUCAGUGUGUCAACUCCUGGUGCCCACAGAGCCCUGUGGUUUUCUUUGGUAGAAUACAGGAGGUGUUGACCAUUGCCUCCUCCUGCACAGUAUGAGAUGAUGCCUUUCAGCACCUUCCUAUAUCGCUGCUGCCUGAUAUAGUAUCAGCAGGGAUUUGAACCAGCAAUCUUCUGCUUAUUAGUCAAGCAUUUCCCUGCUGCACCAAUUAAGCUGACCUUAGAGUUAAAACCCAACAACAAUUAAUACCUAAAAUCAUCUAAAACAAAAUAACCAUCAAUAACAUUUUUAAAACAUUAUAAACUUAAAAGCCUGAUAAAAUAGGUUUGUUUUCAGAUGUUGCUUAAAAUCAGGCAGAGAUGGGGAGGUUCUGAUUUUCACUUGGGAAUGCUUUCCAGAGCCUUGGCCCCACCCUACAGAAGGCCCAGUUUUGGGUCACCACCAAAUGGGCUGGGGACGAACUUGACUGGACCGCCCCCCCCCCCAUGAUUUUAAUAGGUGGCGGAGUUCAUGAAAAGGGCUCCCUCUUAAAUACUCUGGGCCUAAGCCAUUGGUCCUCUCUCUGUGACUGCUAUGGAUUCAGGCUGGCUUGGAGAAAGGUGUGAUGUGGGCGGCAGAAUCCACGCCCCAUGUGGAUCAUUAUUGCUUGGUGGUGAUUUGAUGCUUAUAGUCAAGGUGGUGUCGUGUUAUGCUAAGCAGUAGCAACUCUUCCCAAUGAGCCAAAGGGGGCACCAAGGGAGGCAGCUCGGGUUGCUCCUCUUUCUCCUGCUCCCCACCCAAGAGCCACACUGCCUGCAGGCUGGCUAUUCAUCAGGUAGAGCUGCGUGGCUAACUGCACAGCUCUACCUGACGACUGGCUAACCUGCAGGCAACGCAGGGCAGGAGAGAGAGGGGAGCAGCCUGAGCAGCCUCUUUUGGUGCCCCCCCCCCCAGCUCAUUAGGACAAGCUGCUCCUGCCGUUAGGGUGAUAACGAUAGUGGGAGAGGGGUUGUGGGGCUGGUCCAGAUUGCUCAUGAAGAAGCAGAGGGACACACACACACACACACUCUCUCUCUCUUACUUACUUACUUACUUACUUAUUGGUUAUAUUUAUAAACCACCUAAAUUUAUAAACACCUAAAUCUCAAGGUGGUGUGCAGAACUUAAAACAAACAUUCUUACGUUCUCAGUGCUAGGACCCAUAAGCCCCAGGCCCAGCUAAUGUAGCAUCUGGUUUCCCACAGUGGCCCACCAGGGAGUUAUUCACUCCCUUCAGGGUAAACAUGGAGUGAAGCCACUUCGAAGUUCGCUCGCGGCAUUGCUCUCGGUUUUCUUUUCAAACAAGUCCGCAGGGCAUGCUCCGUGUUUUCCUUCUAGCCAUGGUGGGGGUGGGGGUGGGGAGAUCUCCUGCGGAGAUAGAUCUGCAUUUCUGAAGAGAGUAGCCCUCUGAUUCUAUGUCAGUGCCUCUCCCAUUUGCUCCGGCAUUUUCAGGAAAAGUAGCUUUUGGUAGCCAAGAGGUUAAUACCGUGUUUCCCCAAAAAUAAGACAGUGUCUUAUAUUAAUUUUAGCCCCCCAAAAUGCACUAGGGCAAUUAGCGGUACAUCAGAAAUUACUGCUAGGUCUUACUUUUGGGGUAGGUCUUACUUUCGGGGAAACAGGGUAUUGAGGCCGUGGAAAUCUCCCAGUCCCCCUAGCUGUGAGGACUGGGUCUGGGUCCAUGCUCAAGCUGGACCUGCUUCAGCAUGGAAGCAUGGGAAAUGAGCCCUCUUCAAAGUAAAUAAAUCGGAUAAAUGGUCAGAAAUCUGGGACAACUUCCUUGAACUAUUCUUAGAAUAGAAACCCCUCUGAUCUACCCACACCUACUCGUGCAGUGGUGAGUGUCCCUUCGCCUCUCCCCCCUCCCCUUCUGCUUUCUUUCUCCCUCUUUCCUUCUCUCCUUUCUUCCCUCUUCUUCCCCCAACCAGUGCUAAGGGAGGGCUGGGCUCGGUACCGGAGUGGGGGGGAUUGGGAAAGGCAUUGCAAAAUACAAAAUGUCAAAAAACCACCAUUCAAUAAAAGAAAAAGUAGCUUAAAACCAGCAUUUUAAAAACCCCGGGAAUACCUCAAGAGAUAAGCUAGAAUUCACAUCACAAAGCCUGGUUUGUGUGCAGAGUGGGUUCAAAAAUCUCGAAGGGACGUCGACGUAAGUUUGGCUGGUGUGUGAACGCACCCACUCUCUCCCGAAAGAGAUUCGAAGCAGAAGCCCUGUGUGUAAAGCCUCCUGAUGCCUCCGAGAAGCCCACAAGCAGAGGAUGGAAGGCAGACCCUCUUUCCAGCUGAUGCUGCUCUGCAUAUUUGGAGGCAUCCUGCCUCUGAGCCUGGAGGUAAGAACAUCAGAACAGCCCUGCUGGAUCAGGCCCGAGGAGGCCCAUCUAGUCCAGCUUCCUGUUUCACACAGUGGCCCACCAGAUGCCUCUGGAGAGCCCAUAGGAGCAGGAGUUGAGGGCAUGCCCUCCCUCCUGCUGUUACUCCCCUGCAACUGGUACUCAGAGGCAUCCUGCCUUUGAGGCUGGCCUUUAGCCCUCCAACUAGUAGCCAAUGACAGACUUCUCCUCUGUGAAGUUAGCCUAUCGGUAGCCUAUAGCCUAGCCUACAGUGGUCAAGAGUAGUAGCCAGGAUCCAUUCAUAGAUUUGUCCAUGACUUUGUCUGACCCCCUUUUUAAGUCAUCCAAGCCUUUGGCCACCCCCUGAAGCAGCAAAUUCCACAGAUUACCUAUGCACCAUGUGAAGUUAUGUACAACACAGUAGGGAAUAAUUAAGCAUAUUUUUGAGAUGGGGGCUGAGAAGACGGACUCCAGCAUGUCUCAUGCACUACAUACCAGAAGGAACAUUCAGCCCCUGCUCCUUGGCAAUGCCGCUGGAAGAGAACAACUGAGAUGUGACCCAGGGAAGCAGCUGCCAGUAGACCGUUGACAUCUCCACUUCGUAGCAGUGAUACUUCCAAAAUUUUUAUUUUAUUAAAACAUUUUUAUACCACCCAAAACUUACGUGUCUGAGCAGUUUACAACAGAACAAAAACAAAGUAAAACAUUCAUUAAGGCAAAAAUGGGGGAGAAAAGGAAAAAACCCCAAACAUUACAACAAUUUAAAAUUGUUAAAAUAAUAUUUUAAAACAACAUUAAAACCAUUAAAACAACAUUAAUUAAAA
Hemicordylus capensis (graceful crag lizard) is the source of this 7222-nucleotide messenger RNA. It is a transcript of the gene TSPAN33, whose product is annotated as tetraspanin 33. The transcript has 8 exons. NCBI's taxonomy places the organism in Eukaryota, Metazoa, Chordata, Lepidosauria, Squamata, Cordylidae. Gene Ontology annotation, cellular component: membrane. The record is from RefSeq and is a predicted model, not a curated record. Bases 143 to 1003 code for a protein of 286 amino acids.